AGGCUCUAUUUGCAUCAACGGUUGAAAGCCAUCCACGCUAGUGGCAGAUUGUGGUAACUGGCAAGCACGCCUAGAGUUAGUGCUAUGGAACCUGGAUUUCCAAUUUCUGCGUAAUUUCUAAUCAACCAAAACCGUAUCUUCCAUUCCAUUGAUCUUCAUAUAACCAUUGAGAGCUACAUAUGACCUAAUUUGAGUUUGAGGAAUGACUAGAUGUACACAAAAAAUGAAAUUGAAAAUGAAAAGGGUGAUGUUGUUUACACAUUCUUGGCGCUAGGCGACUGAUCAUUGUCAAGAGUAAUCCAUAACCGUUUAGAACUAAUUCACAUUGCUGAUACACAUUUAUCAUGAAUGGAUUUUGUGUGAACUUUUAGGUGGACAGUAAACAAAAAUGGAAAAGAAAAGGAAGAAAACACGAAAGUGAAUGAGCUUCUUCGCAAGUGGCCUUCUACUACAGUGGUGAAGAGGAGUAUUGCUCUUGCACCACAUUGCACGUGGGAACUGAGGAAAAUCGCCCAAUUUGCAUUUGUUUAUACAUUUUCUCUCCUUUUGGGUCUGAGGCUGUUUUCUUCUCGUCCAGUUAGGGUAUCCGAGUUCACUCAGCAAUCCCACCAGCCACAGCCGGAGGUCCGGUUCGCCACACAGCUCUCCUGCACCUGUCAGAGGCCGCCGGUCGAGAUCAUUGUCGAGGUCUAGGAGAAGUCGUUCUAGGUACCGGACUGCCAUCUGGUUACAGGCCCUCGCAACCAAGAAUCUCGUGGAUUUGGCUUUGUCGCAAUGGAAACUGUUGAGAAUGCAGAACGCUGCAUCAAAUAUUUGGAUCGGUCUGUGCUUCAAGGUCGAUUAGUUACAGUUGAAAAGGCAAAAAGGAAACGAGGGAGGACUCCAAAUCCUGGAAGGUAUCAAGGUUUGAGAGAUAAACGAGGAGGUCUACUGUGUUAUUUUAUGCCUGGCCCUCUAGAUCUGAACAAUCUGCAUUUCGGGUGUACAAUCGAGUUCGCCAUAGCUAAUUUUUGGAUUAGAGCCUAUUAUAAUGCUUUGUUUGAGUGGAUUCACAUCUCAUGUGAACCAUGGCUUACAAAGAUGCAGGACGUGAUCGUGAUCAUGACCCUAGACGAUAGUGAAGUUAUUCACCUCGUAGGUUUCAAGACAGAGAUCCUUAUUCCGGGGACCGCCGAGGAACAUCACGCUCUCGAUACGGUAUGAGGGUGGAUGAACACUGGGACUCGUACAGGAGGCGCAGAAAACGCACCUUGUCCUGUGGCAGAAACCCUAGAUAGAGAAAAUUAAUCCAAAUGAGCUUCUGACCGUCCCUGCAUUUGUUAGUUUUACACCUAGAUGUGGGGUUUUGGGAUCUUUAGUACAUUUUCACCAAGUAUUUUUGCAAUGUUGUUGUACUUGUGUAUUGUAUUUGUAUGUUAACAAUUUAUUCUUAAUAAAGUUGUUUACGUCUUCCAUUUUA
Molecule: messenger RNA, 1459 nt
Organism: Malus domestica (apple)
Lineage: Eukaryota; Viridiplantae; Streptophyta; Magnoliopsida; Rosales; Rosaceae
Source: RefSeq, a predicted model, not a curated record